This is a messenger RNA of Onthophagus taurus, 3375 nucleotides long. The record is from RefSeq and is a predicted model, not a curated record. Lineage: Eukaryota; Metazoa; Arthropoda; Insecta; Coleoptera; Scarabaeidae.
AUGGUGUCAGGUGUGUAUGGAAAUAUGGAAAACAUAAUCAGAGCCCCAGAUCCGCUCGUAAACGACGGAAAUAUAGCUGAAAACUGGAAAAGAUUUAAGCAAAAGUUCGUGUUGUUUUUAAUGGCUGCUGACUUACUAGAUAAACCGGAACAAAAGAAGAUUGCUAUCUUCCUGAACGUAAUAGGUGAUGAUGGAUUGGAACUAUACAAUAGUUUUACAUUUAGUGGUGAUGAGAAUAAGAAGCUAGAUAAUAUAAUAGCAAAAUUUGAGAAUUAUUGUGUACCGAGAAAAAAUGUUGUUUAUGAACGUUUCAAGUUUAACAGCAUUGUUCAAAAGGAAGGACAACCAUUUUCUUCCUUUGUAACUGAACUAAGAAAAGCUGUAAAAUCGACGGAAUACGAAAAACAAGACGAACUCAUUAGAGAUCGAAUAGUGAUAGGUGUUUUAGAAAAGUCUACACGAGAAAAGCUAUUACGAGAAUCAAACCUAACACUCACUGGAGCGAUUGAUUUUUGUUUAGCGGUGGAAGCUAGUAAAAGUCAAUGUAAGGAAAUAAACAAUGAAUCCAUGGUUAGUUCAUUGAGAACAGAGAAGAAAUAUAAAGCAAAAUCAUGUCAAUAUUGUGGUUAUAAUCACGAAAAAGGAAAGUGUCCAGCUUAUGUCUGUCAAGAUAAAAAGAAGAAAAAAGAAGAUAAAAAGAAAACGAAGAUAGUAGUUGAAACAGGAAAAAGAAAAGUUCAUGAAGUGGAAUCCAAAGAAGAUGAAGAAAAAGAAACAGAUAGUGAAGAAAAGGUUUACAUUGAUUCGAUAAUAUCAAAAGAGUCUACAAGGUUGUUGAAUUCAGUUCAGUGGUCUCAAUCUGUAGAUGUACAAGAUCAGUUAGUAGAAUUUAAGCUAGAUAGUGGAGCAGAGAUUACGUUAGUUGCUUAUGGAAUCUUUAAAAUAGAGCCGAUAGGAAAAGUUACUUUAAAAUGUAAAGUAAGAAACAAAAUCGCGGAUGUAAAAUUUGUUAUUGUAGAUGAAGAUCAAAUGCCUUUGUUGGGUUUACAGGCAUGUACCGAUUUAAAGUUAAUUAAGAGAUUAGAUAGGUCAGUGGAGGAUUUAGUUAAUAAGUAUCCAAGUGUUUUUGAAGGUUUAGGGUGUUUUCCUUCAGAGCACCAUAUUACUUUAGUAAAAGAUGUAAUUCCUCACUUUCAACCGAUUAGAAGAGUCCCUCAAAUAUUACAUGAUCGACUCAAAACAAAGUUAGAACAAUUAGAAAAACAGGGAAUAAUAAAAAAGGCAAAAAAAACGACUGAAUGGCUCAACCCAUUAGUUAUUGUUGAAAAAAAAUAUAACAAAGACUUAAGAUUGUGCCUUGAUUCGAAAUUUUUGAACAAAGCUAUCAAACGUGAAUACUUUUUAAUCCCGACCGCAGAUGAAAUAAGUAGUCAAUUUUCCGGAAAACAAUUUUUUACAAUAAUCGACAUGAAGGAUGGUUAUUUUCAAGUCAAAAUUGUCAAGGAGAGUUCAGAUCUUUGUACGUUUGGCACACCAUUUGGUUGUUAUCAAUUUUGUCGUUUACCUUUUGGAAUCUGUUCCGCCCCAGAAGUUUUUCAGAAAAAAACUUAUGAAAUAUUUGGUAGCCUUAAGGGUGUGGGAAUGUAUUUCGAUGACAUUGUAAUAUCAGGAGUUACAGAACAGGAACAUUAUGAAAACUUAAAAACAGUUUUAGAGACGCCAUCAAAGUAUAACAUAAAAUUUAACAAAUUAAAAAUUCAAUUUAAAUCUCCUAACAUUGAGUUUAUGGGUCAGAUAUAUUCUAAACGAGGAAUGGAACCAAAUCCUAGAUAUAUUGAAGCAAUAAUUCAUAUGCCAAAUCCAUGCAAUAAGUCAGAUGUGUUAAGAUUGUUAGGAAUGGCAAAGUUUGUGGCAAAGUUCAUUCCAAAUAUGUCUAAAGUUACUGCCCCUUUAAGAGAAUUGACAAAAAACAAUGUACCUUGGUCAUGUACAAGCGAUCAUGAUGAGUCCUUGUCAUUACUUAAAACGUUACUCACUUCAGCCCCAAUUUUGAGAUUUUAUGCUCCUAGCAAACCUAUUGUUAUUGAAACAGAUGCUUCUAAGGAUGUAUUGGGAGCUUGUUUGUUGCAAGAUGAUCACCCAGUUGGUUUUGUAUCAAGAAGACUAAAUGAUGCAGAAAAGAGAUAUGCCCAGAUCGAAAAGGAAAUGUUGGCGAUUGUUUUUGCAAUACAGAAGUUUCACUUUCUUAUUUAUGGUCGUUACACUAAUGUCAAUACGGAUCACAAGCCACUUGUUGCUAUUUUUCAAAAAGAAUUACACAAAAUUACACCUAGAUUGCAAAGAAUGAGAAUGAGAUUGUUGGGAUAUGAUUUAUCUGUAAACUACAAGCCAGGAAAAUAUUUAUAUAUUGCAGGUGCAUUAUCCAGAGCAUUUUUGAAUAAAAAAGGUUUACCUUCCGAUAGUAGUUUUGAAUUUGCUGUUCAUUCUUUGGUCACUAAUCUAGCCAUGUCGAGUUAUUAUGACAAUUGGCCUCAGUUAUCAAAACAGAUUCCACCAUUUAUUAAGAUUUUUUAUAAGGUAAGAGAAGAGUUAUCUGUUGUGGAUGGAUUAGUUUUUGUGGGUAAUAAAAUAGUCGUUCCAACCAAUUUAAGAAAUGAAAUGUUAAAAUUGAUUCAUGAAGGUCAUUUCGGGAUAGAGAAAACGAAAGCGAGAACCAGACAAAUAUUCUUUUGGCCAGGCAUUUCAAGUGAUAUUGAAAAUUUCGUAAAAAAAUGCAAGUUAUGCGAAAAACAUGGUUCAAAGCAACAGAAAGAAACCUUAAAUCCCUAUCCAAUACCUCAACGGCCGUGGCAACGAAUUGGCUCAGAUAUAUUUACGUAUGCUGGUGUUAGUUAUCUUGUAUUAUUUGAUUCAUAUUCUAAUUGGCUGGAAGUAGUUGCAUUGAAGGAUAAGUCAGUGGAAUCGGUAAUAAAGGGAAUGAAGUCAGUAUUUUCGAGAUUAGGUUCUCCAGACAUGGUAACAUGUGAUAAUGUACCAUUCAACAGUUUAAUCAUGCACAAUUUUGCAAAUGAUUGGAAUUUUCUGGUGGUUACUAGAAGUCGAAACUAUCCAAAAUCAAACGGUUUGGCUGAGAAGGGAGUAGGUAUUGCAAAGAAGUUGUUAAAGAUGACGAUGGAAGAAGGAAAAGAUUUAUAUUACGCAUUAUUACAAUAUCGUAAUACACCAUUAAAAUAUUUAAAUUAUAGUCCAUCAGAAUUAUUAAUGAGCCGAGUGUGUAAGAUUAAAGUCCCUAUUUCUGAAAAUCUUUUAAAACCUAAACUUUGUGGUGACGUUCUUGAAAAGUUAAAGAGUAGACAAGAGAAAGGAAAAAAAUAG